UUCUUUCUUCAGUUACCAAGCGAACUUUAAAGCGCGAGGUCGUUUUUUGGAGCUCCGUAUAAAGAAUUGAAUACGCUUUUAAAACUCGCACGCAUGCGCAAAGGCGAAUUAAAGAGAAAUAAAAGAAAAGAAAGAAAGUGCGCACAAGAAUAAAAACAAACAAAUCGCUUUAAGGAAUUUGAGAAUUGUUAUUUUUUGUUCCCCAACCACGUCCCAUCUAAAAUUGGUCGGGCGUACGACCUAUAUAUAUUAUACCUAUAUAUUGAAUAUAUAUAUAUUCCCAUAUAUAUACCCAUUCGAUCCCGACCCAGAAAAUGAGCUCGGCGAUCGUGGGAGCCGCCUCGGCAAUUGGAGGAGCGGUGACGGCGGCCACCAGCAACAGUUGGUUCAUCCCGAUGCUGAUGGCAGCGGUGGCCUAUUUCCAGUACGAGGAGAUCAUCGAUCCGGAGUCCAAACCGAGCGACGUCGGUGGCGACGACAUCCUCGACCACUAUGACUUCAUUGUGAUAGGAGCGGGCUCGGCGGGGGCGGUGGUUGCCAAUCGCCUCACGGAGGUGGAGAACUGGAACGUACUCCUCCUGGAGGCCGGCGGCGAUGAAACGGAACUCACUGAUGUCCCCCUGAUGGCUGGCUAUCUGCAGCUCUCCAAGAUCGACUGGCAGUACAAGACGGAACCAUCGGGCACUUCAUGUUUGGCCAUGCAAGGAGGUCGAUGCAAUUGGCCCCGGGGCAAGGUUCUCGGCGGAAGCUCCGUUCUCAACUACAUGUUGUACUUGCGGGGAUCCAAGCACGACUACGACAACUGGGAGGCCAUGGGCAAUCCCAGCUGGUCGUAUCGCGAUGCCCUGUACUACUUCAAGAAGUCGGAGGAUAAUACCAAUCAGUAUCUGGCCAAUACACCGUAUCAUGCGACUGGCGGCUAUCUCACCGUGGGCGAGGCACCAUAUCACACUCCAUUGGCGGCCAGUUUUGUGGAGGCGGGCGUGGAGAUGGGCUACGAGAAUCGGGAUCUGAAUGGUGAAAAGAUGACGGGCUUUAUGAUUGCCCAGGGAACCACGCGUCGCGGAUCGCGAUGCUCCACGUCGAAGGCAUUCCUCAGACCAGCCAGAUUGCGUCCCAAUUUGCAUAUCUCAAUGAACUCGCAUGUCACUCGCAUUAUGAUCGAUCCGGUGACGAAAUUGGCAUUUGGAGUGGAAUUUGUCAAGGAUCAGAAGCUCUACCAUGUGCGGGCCACCAAGGAGGUGAUCCUAUCCGGCGGAUCGGUGAAUAGUCCCCAACUGCUGAUGCUGAGUGGCGUGGGACCGCGAAAAGAGUUGGCCAAACAUCGGAUACCGCUGAUCAAGGAGCUGAGUGUGGGCGAGAAUCUGCAGGAUCACAUUGGCCUGGGUGGUCUGACCUUCCUGGUGAAUCAGCCCGUGUCCAUAGUGGAGAAUCGCUUUCACACCAUGUCCACCGUUCUGCAAUAUGCCGUCUUUGGCCAAGGACCAUUGACCAUUCUGGGCGGAGUGGAGGGAUUGGCCUAUGUGAACACCAAAUAUGCGAACAGCACGCUGGAUUGGCCGGACAUUGAGUUCCACUUUGUCUCCGGAUCGACGAACUCCGACGGGGGAUCGCAGUUGCGGAAGGCUCAUGGAUUGACCGAAGCCUUCUAUCGCGCCGUCUUCGAACCGAUUAACAAUCGCGAUGCCUGGAGCAUAAUACCCAUGUUGCUGAGGCCACGCAGUGUGGGUAAUAUCCGCUUGAGGAGUGGCAAUCCCUUCGACUAUCCGUAUAUCUUCCCCAACUAUCUAACGGAUGACUUCGAUAUGAAGACAUUGAUCGAGGGAGUCAAGAUAGCGGUGGCAUUGUCCCGAACGAAAGCGAUGCAGCGUUUUGGGUCCAGGAUUUCGAGCAUCCGGUGGCCGGGAUGCGAACAGGUGCCCCUCUUCACGGAUGCUUUUUGGGAGUGCAUGGUGCGGCGGUACACGUCCACCAUCUAUCAUCCCGUGGGCACCUGCAAGAUGGGUCCCUACUGGGACAAGGAUGCGGUCGUGGACGCCAAACUGAGGGUCUACGGGAUCCGGGGACUGCGCGUGAUCGAUGCCAGUAUUAUGCCCAAGUUGGUGUCCGCCAAUACGAAUGCACCGGUGAUUAUGAUCGCCGAGAAGGGCAGCGACAUGAUCAAGGAGUUCUGGAUCAAGAACACUAUUGUCUGAACGAAUCUUUCUUCGUAGAGUAGUUAGGCCCUAGUUUUUACGAGCUGAUUUCUUAACUGAUCAAAGAACUGAACUAAGAACUUAAAAAUCAACUCAGUCCGCAUAAAAACCUGUUUUAUUUUAACAGUGCUCUGGCAUGUUUUAUACCUCAGAACACAACACUAGUUUUGGGCUCUUAAAACUUUGCGGUUUGGUUUUUUUUGCACAUAAUUCUAAGAAAUUGAGAAAUCAGUUCAUAAAAACCAUUCAUUGAAUGUAUGUGAAUAUGUCUGGCUUUUGUGAGUGUUUAAAUGAGUGGACCAAGUGUGAAUGUCUGUGAGUGCUUGAAUUAAUUGUAAAUGUUUUAGGAAUAGAGCUGACCCAUCCAAAAUUAAUUAUAUCGAACUCUGCUCUUCCCUCUUUUUUUUUUUGAAGUAUUUUAUAAGCACUCCCUUGUAUUUAUUUUAAUUUUAUGUAAGCGCAAUAAAAACAUUCAAAUAGAGUCUUUCAAUGGUUUCUGUUAAGUUGGUCAGGAAAUGUUAUCUUAUCGCUCAAAUUUCAAUUUGUUUUUUAUUUUAUAGCUUCACUUAAUUAAACGUU
Molecule: messenger RNA, 2774 nt
Organism: Drosophila rhopaloa
Lineage: Eukaryota; Metazoa; Arthropoda; Insecta; Diptera; Drosophilidae
Product: glucose dehydrogenase [FAD, quinone]
Exons: 3
Coding region: 315-2195 (626 amino acids)
Molecular function (GO): oxidoreductase activity, acting on CH-OH group of donors; flavin adenine dinucleotide binding
Source: RefSeq, a predicted model, not a curated record